This is a messenger RNA of Ictalurus punctatus (channel catfish), 2962 nucleotides long. RefSeq lists its product as uncharacterized. NCBI's taxonomy places the organism in Eukaryota, Metazoa, Chordata, Actinopteri, Siluriformes, Ictaluridae. The transcript is spliced from 3 exons. The coding region runs from base 1306 to 1911 and encodes 201 amino acids. The record is from RefSeq and is a predicted model, not a curated record. Gene Ontology annotation, biological process: response to bacterium.
CGAGGUUCACUGAAAAAAUUGGAGCAUUGAAUUUAAAUGUGUACAUUAAAUGUGUACAUUGUUCCUGUUAAUAUAAUUACAAAACUAUGGAAACUCUAAGAAAAAAAAAACUUGUGAAUGUAAUAAGUUUGAUUUAUGUACAACUUUGAUCAAUACUAAACCAUUUAUUAUUUAAAUAUUAAUAAUCAUUUGAUUUGGUUUCCAUUUUGUCUUUUAGUCAGUAUAUUAUAAGAAAUAUAAACAAUCCCAUCAAUAGAUUGAACACCUUAAAAGAAAGGUACAAGGUUUCCAAAUGUUGAAGAAAUGGUGAAGCAAUAAAUUGAUUUUUUAAGUUAAUCUGUGAAAGUUGUACGUAUGCAGAAUGGUAUGAGGUAUUAUCCCAUUUUUCUUUGCCCAGGAGUGUACGGCUGUAGACAGUUUAUUAUGAUUUGCAGCAGAAUAUCUGAUACGAACAUGGGACUGCAGAGUGACUGCACUUAUUUUUAAUCCGGGUGAACACUGUGUGAUUUUUAAUAGUCCUUUGUGACUGCUGCUUGUCAGACUGUACGAACACGAUCCCUGCUGUACUGUGAGCCAUGUCACACUGUAGGAUCUCAGUUCUCAUUAAUGUCAGACUGUACAAGACGUGAAAAACCGACGCACACAAGAAGAAUCUUACGGAGUAGGAGACGUCACACUACAGGACUGUGCCUCAAAUCUUCUCACACUGCCAGAAUUUAAUCAGAGGAAAAAUCUGAUCACAACGGCCAUUAAUCUGCUGUCGGGGAACACGUCAAACUACCGAUCAAAGACUACAGAUUUUGGCCCAGGAUUAUAGGAAUCUUUUAGGAUUCUCAAAAUUAGUCUCAGACAUUUAUCCAUUUAUUCAUCAGACGACUAAAUCGUGGUCAAAAUCCUACAGUGUGAACCGGCUUAAGUAUUUAUACUCAGCUGUUGUUUAUAAAUCCAAACAUUUCUGCAUAUUGCAGCUAAAUAUCAGUUAAAACAAUAUGAUUUAAUAUUUAUUCUGCUAGCAUGGAUCUGUCCCUCUUCUGACAUACGCUCAGGGUCUUAUUGUGCUAAAAUGUUUUUCCUUCAGCCUGCUAGGAUGUUCAUGUUAGCAUUGUUGGUGGAUCGUGUAAAGAAAAUAAACUGAUAAAAUGAUGAAUGUGCUCGGAUCUGUACGCACCGUCUAAGAAGAACACCGGUGAUGUGAGCAGAUUAUUGGACUGACAAAAUACAGAACAGGAUGUAGGACCGUGUGGCUAAAACCAGGUGUGAAACAGCAGCACUUGUCCUCAGAGCGCUGGAGGGAGUGUGUGAGAAAUGGCCAAACUCCUGUCUACAUUUCUUCUACAGAUGCUGUUUGGUUUCUUUACACCGUGUCUCCUUGAGAUCGCUUCAACUGAUCAUUUAUCUGUUCCUCCUGGAGAGAACAUCACCCUGCUCUGUAACAUCACUAAUUAUUAUGAGAUAUCGUGGUAUCGACUGAGAUCUGAGGAGGUGAAGUUGCUGAUAUCUGCUGAAAAAUUUAACCUGAAGAAAACCUUUUCCCUCCGUUAUAAUGUGAACGAGAGUCACUUUGAUAUGACAGAAAGCAGCAGUUCAGUCAGUUUAGUGAUUAUUGGAGUUAGAGAGACAGAUCUGGGAUUUUAUUUCUGUGGAGGUCGAAACGAUGCAACACACAUUCAGUUUGGGAAAUUCAUCAGACUGGACUUUACAGCUGAUCAGCAUCAUGAGACUGAUCGUUCAGACACACAGCAGUCUGUAGGUCCUGCACUCUGUGGAAUUAUUAUUAUAAUCCUAUCAUGUGUGUGUGCGGUCUUUGUUUCAAUAAGCAUCAUCUGCUCCUCUCUGUACUGUUCCCUUUAUUUACGACACUUCCUGUUGUUCCAGGCCGAACAGCAGCCCUUAUACACUAGUGCAGAAUGAAUGUGUAAUGAAAACGUUAGUGAUUGUAAAAAGCUGUGUAGUGAAAUCUGUGUGUUUGACAUUUUUGAGAUUGUCGUCUUUGUCUAUGUUAAAUUCUCUUAUUUUUCAGAUAAGUGUUCUUCCACUGGGGACUCAAACGAGAAGGUAGCAGAAAAACGAUGAAAUGAUGAAAUGUAGUUGAUGGAAGUCAGCGCUGAGAUCAUGUCACUAUUAAAGCAGACUAAUAACGUCACAUUAUCAGAUGUUUCUCUCUGCAGGAAGUGGAUCUGCACCUGUCUGAUUUGACCUUUGUGACCUACACAAGUGUCUCCUGACGGCCCAGAAAUCAUCAGCAGCAUGAGGAUCAGAAUCAGCAGAGAACCUGCUACGAUCCCAUCGACCUCGCAUACAUCAAGUACUCGCUAAUAAUCCGUGUGGUCUGAAGAUUAAUGACUUCCUGUUCUGCCCCCAAAAGCAUGUUAUCUGGGUGAUUCCCCAACUGUGCCGUCAUUCAGCUCUCGUAACUCUUAAACUUCAAUUUUUAAAUAAUUGUUCAACAAUGAAUCGAGGAAAACAUUCAUUUAACUAUUCAAAAAUGUCUUGACUUCAAACAACAGCAACAACAAAAUAUUUACAAGGAUUCUUUGGUACAUUUCUCUCUUAAAAGAGUUCCAAGGUUAAAAGUAGUGAUGUUAAAGCUUCAUGAAGAGUUGAAGCAUUAAAGCCAGAUGUGUUGAUGUUUGUUUCUUUGGGCUAUAAGUGCACACUAGAGCUCUAGUGGUUAAAAGACUUUAGUCCUGUGUAACAUGUAACACUGCACUGUGUGUACAGGCCAAUACGAAGUAAAUGACUGAUAUAAUCAAUAUCAAAUAAAUGAAUUCCUGAAGGUGAAUUACUGUGUUUAUUUUACUCCAGACAAAAGCCCAAAGCUUUAUAUAAACACAUGUGAAACGUGGACAGAGACGUGCUGCAGUUUCCUGCUUUUAUUUCUGUCUUUUUUUUAAAAUAAACAUUAUAAUGCUAAUAGUUCCACAUUAUUUGCACUGCUUUUAUAGAACUUUAAUCUGUUCUU